AUGAAAAGCUGGGAAAUCAGGGACGGAGGGACGUGUGGCACACACAGUGUCUCAGUGACAGCGUGUGCUCUCCGUCAGUUUGGUGCUGGGGAUGGAUCUUCUGAAUUUGGCUCCUGACUAGAGCUGACAGAUGAUGGAAACAUUUUCCUGGCGAUGUCUCUGGGGCGACUCCUCCGUCGAGCCUCUUCCAAAGCGUCCGACCUCCUGACCCUGAGUCCCAGUGGUGGUGGUGGUUCCUCCUCUGUGCUCGAUGGGGAGAUCAUCUACUCCAAGAACAAUGUCUGUGUGCACCCUCCUGAGCUGCUGCAGGGCAUUGGGGAGCACCACCCAGGCUACCUGUGCUUGUACAUGGAGAAGGACGAGCUGCUGGGCACCACGCUGAUCCUGGCCUGGGUGCCCAACUCGCGCAUCCAGCGGCAGGAUGAGGAAGCGCUGCGCUACAUCACCCCCGAGAGCUCCCCCGUGCGCAAAGCGCCCCGAAAGCGCGGCCGCCACGGCCAGGGCUCGGCCACAGCCCGGCCCCCGUCCCCCCCGGAGCACAGGGGGGCUCUGACCCUGCGGGGGGACGAGGUGCUGGCGGUGUCACAGCUCGCGAGGGAUGGGGAGAAGCUGUCGCAGAGCGGCGCCCGCCCGUCCCCGCAGCCGCCCCGCAGCGACUCGGGGACCCUGUCCACAGUCAGCUCCCAGGAGGAGCACAACAGGUCGGAGGGCACGGAGGAGGGCCUGGACUGCAGGGAGGACGAGGGCUCCUUGGAGCUGUCUGCUGAUGAUGUGAGCAGGGACAGCACUUUUGACUCUGAUUCUGAUGCCUUCUCUUCCCCCUUCUGCCUCUCUCCCAUCAGUGAAGCCCUGGGGAAAAGCAGCAGCUCGGUGUUCCUGGACAGUGAAAGCAGGGACACGUGUGACAAUCGCAUGACCUGCUCCACCAGCUCUGCCUCCAGCCUGGACACCAGUGCCCAGUUCCAGGAGAACAAUGGGCAAACACAGAGCACCAGAUGGGAUGAACAGCAGAAGGUAUUUGCUCUGGAGCAGGUGUGUGGUGUCUUCAGAGUAGACCUGGGACAAAUGAGAUCCCUUCGCCUUUUCUUCAGCGAUGAGGCGUGUACCUGUGGGCAGCUGGUGGUGGCGAGCAGGGAGAGCCAGUACAAGAUCUUCCAUUUUCACCACGGUGGCCUGGACAAACUGUGCGAGGUGUUUCAGCAGUGGAAGUACUGCACAGAGACCCACCUCAAGGACCAGCAGCUUGCAGAUGAGAAAACGUGCAUGCAGUUCUCCAUCCGCCGGCCCAAGCUGCCCUCGUCAGAGACCCACCCCGAGGAGAACUCGUCCCGGCGCCUCGAUGUGUCUGCCUGGCUGCAGCACCUCAACGAGGCCGGCCAGGUGGAGGAGGAGUACAAGCUCAGGAAGGCCAUUUUCUUUGGUGGGAUUGAUAUUUCCAUCCGUGGGGAGGUGUGGCCCUUUCUGCUGCACUACUACAGCUACGAGUCCACCUCUGAAGAGAGGGAGGCACUGAGGCUGCAGAAGAGGAAAGAAUACUUUGAGAUCCAGGAGAAAAGGCUGUCCAUGACCCCAGAUGAGCAGAAGGAUUUCUGGCGCCAGGUGCAGUUCACAGUGGACAAGGAUGUGGUGAGGACUGACCGCAGCAACCAGUUCUUCCGCGGGGAGGACAACCCCAACGUGGAGACCAUGAGGAGGAUCUUGCUGAACUAUGCAGUAUUUAACCCAGCCAUUGGAUACUCCCAGGGCAUGUCUGACCUGGUGGCCCCACUCCUGGCAGAGGUCCUGGAUGAGUCAGAUACUUUCUGGUGCUUUGUUGGGUUGAUGCAGAACACGAUCUUCAUCAGCUCCCCCCGGGAUGAGGACAUGGAGAAGCAGCUGCUGUACCUGCGGGAGCUGCUGCGGCUGAUGCACCCCCGCUUCCACCAGCACCUGUGUGUCCUGGGAGAGGAUGGGCUGCAGAUGCUUUUCUGCCACCGCUGGAUCCUGCUCUGCUUCAAGAGGGAGUUCCCCGAGGCCGAGGCUCUGCGCAUGUGGGAAGCGUGCUGGGCUCACUACCAGACAGACUAUUUCCACCUCUUCAUCUGCGUGGCCAUCGUGGUGAUUUAUGGGGACGACGUCAUCGAGCAGCAGCUGGCCACUGACCAGAUGCUGCUGCAUUUCGGCAACCUGGCCAUGCACAUGAACGGGGAGCUCGUACUCAGGAAGGCCAGGAGUCUGCUCUAUCAGUUCCACCUGCUGCCCCGCAUCCCCUGCAGCCUGCACGACCUCUGCAAGCUGUGUGGGACAGGCAUGUGGGACAGUGGCUUCAUCCCCGCCGUGGAGUGCUCUGGCCACCACCCAGAGUCCGAGAGCUGCCCCUACGGGGGGCUGGUGGAAGAGUCUUCUCCUAAACCAGGAAGUGAAGGCAAGAGGGGCCUGAAAACACGGGAUGUCUUUGCCUUCCGAAAAUAGCUGAGAGGAACAGGGUGCGACGGCGGAAGGGAAGGGCAGGAAGGAUGUGCAUAGGAAAAAAUGCUGAAGAAAAAAAUGGAGGAAUAGCUUGUCAAGACUCCUGAGAAGACUGGAAGGUGUGGAAUGGAAGAGGAAUGAAAUUGCCCCAUAGGGGAAGUUCCAUUGCAUGGGUGAUGGAACCUGAGAGAAAGGCAUCGACCCAGGAACUGUGUUUGAUUUUGUUAGAAACAAGUUUUUCUAGGUUUUAAUAAGGACUUUUUAUUCUGCCUCUGGGACUGGACUGGUUAGCAACCAGAACUUUCUUACUUGCUGGUGAGGAAGGAGAGAACACUCCAGGGAGCCGAGGCUGCCCAGAAGUGUUGGUGGGCAGGUGGCAGAGGCAGAGCCACGGCCACUGUCCCCUCACCCAGAGCACACCACGCUCUCUGCUUCAACCAAAACCUGCAGCUUGGUGGCUUCUUUUUAAAGCCAUAAAAGCCAUUUUAAUUAUACUCUGCCAAAAAUAAAACUGCAGACCGUUGGGAUUGCA
Molecule: messenger RNA, 2980 nt
Organism: Sturnus vulgaris (Common starling)
Lineage: Eukaryota; Metazoa; Chordata; Aves; Passeriformes; Sturnidae
Source: RefSeq, a predicted model, not a curated record